AGUUGAGCUAUCUAAUUUAGACAGUCAACACAGAAUGGGGAAAGUCGGUCAGAGAGAGCUGUAAAAAUGUUAAGAGAUGUAAUGAGUUGAUAUGAAGAACAUGUUAAAGUCAGACAGAUUAAUUCAGUUGGUGUUAUUGAAUCUGUUGUUAGGAUUUUCCAGUGGGGACCAGACAGUUGAGAGUGGAGGAGGGCCAAAGGUGGAGGAUGCUAAAGCAUCAGGGGAGGAACAGGCCAUUAACUUGGAAUACCAGACGCAGAAUAAAGAAACAGUAAAAGAUGUAUCAGGUGAACAGAAACUAAAUGGAGAAGAAAGUGAAAAGGCUACCAAUAACAAACAGGGUGACCCUGAGUCAGGCACAGAACCACCCCACAAGAGUGAACCUGAAAAAGACACACAAAAUCAACAAGAAGAUAAGGGAAAAAGUACAGACAAAGGUGAGGAUUCAGGGACAGUUACCACUGACAACACAGAUUUAGGAAUAGCAGGGAAGGAAUCCCCAAAUCCCGGGAAUGUGGGAACACAGGAAAACAAAAUUAAGGAAAACCAGGACAGAUCUCAGGAGGACACUGAAAAAGUCAAGGAACCAGAAUCAGAUUCUCGGGCAGAAACUCUGGAUAAAGAACCCCAGGGUAUCCCAGCUCCACCCCCAGACAAUGAACAGAACCUACCCCAGCAGCCUGCUGGAACCUCCACACAGACCCAGGGGGAACCUGUAUCUCUGACCCUUCAACCUGUGGUCAAAGAGGCAAAGGAUGAAUCUGCUGAGAAGGACUUUGAAACAUUUUCUGAAUGGCGACAAAAAGCAUUAGCCGAGGAGGAAAAAAACAAACAGAAAGCUGAAAUGUCAGAACAAGGGGUAACAACUCCUAAGAAAAAGAAUGGAAAAAAGGUGAAUUAUGCUUCUAAAGACUGUGGGGCUAAGAUUCUGGCCAGCAACCCUGAGGCAGAAAAUGUGGAUCGAAUUUUGACCAACAAUAAAGAUGAAUACAUGAUCAAUCGCUGUGCUGUCACCAAAAAAUGGUUUGUGAUUGAACUGUGUGAACCCAUCUACAUCAAUGAAAUUGAGGCCGGUAGUUUUGAACUGUUUUCUUCAAGACCAGAAAACAUCAGUGUCAAUGUGAGUGACAGAUAUCCAACCAAAGAAUAUCAGCAUCUAGGUGUGUUUACAUUAACUGAGAACAGAGGGUUGGACAAGUUUCAAACCAAAGUGGAAAACGAUUUUUAUGUGAAAUAUGUAAAGGUUGAAAUGCUCACUCACUAUGGAGAGGAACACUACUGCCCACUGACAAUGUUCAGAGUGUAUGGAAUCCCCGUGGAGUUAGAUGAUGAUGACGACCUGGAAUCUCAUCAUGAGGAGGGGGAGCACAGUGGAGAAAGCACCUCUGAUAGUGUUGAGGGGGCAGACUCGGAUCAACCAAAGAAUUUGUUCUCCAGUGCUAAAGAUACUGUAAUGAAGCUGGUAAAGAAAGUUUUAAAUGUUGAGGAGAAAACAGAAAUAUCACAACUCAACAAUUCUUUGCCUCUGAAUGCCACCACAAACAACACAACUGAUGUCAACAAGGCAGCAGCACAGGAAAAGAUGGAACCUUGUGAGCCUAAGCCAGAAAUUCCUAAAGAGAAGUCUGAGGCUGACACAGUUAACAAAGGAGAGACCCUCCCCAAACCCCCCAGCCCCACAUCUUGUCCUGCUGAACAAGAAAAACCAUGUGAUACUCCAGGAACUUUAAGUGAUGAUAUGAAACCGGAUCUUUUGGAUCCUGCUGUUUCUAUAGUUACCAAGCUGGAGGACCAUGAACAAAUGCCAAGUGAACAAUUGAAGCCUCCCAUGGUUUCACUGAUACAAAGCGGAGAUCUCAAGAAGCGUUUAACUCUGUAUAAGAUGUUUCUGUCGUGUAUUCUACCACACAGAUUUAAGAUUCGCCACCGACAGAACUCCACUUUGUCACUAUGUAGCUAUGUCAGAGCAUUGAAAAAAGAUUGGAUCUCAGUACCAGGGGAAUUUACCUUGCCGUCAAGGUCAAGGACACAUGAAUCGUCAACAGUGACACCUGUGGUUACAGUAAAGCAGGAGGUUGUAGAUCACACAGAUGUAUUAAGUACCCCUACAUCUGAUGUGGUGGAAACUCCAACAGAGAAAGUACUGGAGAGUCAGUCACCUUGUUUUAUCCCCACACCUGCUUCUACUUCAGACGUUCAGAUUUCAACAGUGAUACAGGUUCCUUCUCUUGAUUCAGAAGUUCCUGUACAGGACAGUACAGUUCUACCAAAGGAAACAAAAACUCAGCAAGGCCUUCACCAAUCUCCAGUUCUAUCAACAUCUCUGAAAACAAUGGACAAAACUGACAUUCCGGAAGUUAGAGCUACAGCAUCUGUUUCUGUGGAAAACACAGUAGCUUCAGAGAUACCACCAGCUGUGUCCUCUACCAGUCAUGGAGAAGUGAUUUCCAGUCAGAGUGUAUUAGAGCCUAGUGUUGUUAUUGAUGUGAGCAAGGAUUCUUUUUCUGAGACGCCACAUCUACAGAAGACGGAAUCAUUAACAACCAUGCCAGUGUCUGACACAGCUUCAUAUUCAACCUCACCAUCUUCAACAGAAGACAGUAAAACUGAGCAGAAAAUGCACCUCCCAGAAGUUAAUGGUGCUUCCAUCACUACCAGCAGUGCUGUACAGACAGAGAGUUCUCAGGACACUAUGGUGAAUGGUCAGACUUCUGAAGAGGGAGACAGACAGAUAGAGGACAAUUAUCCCCAAACCACAGUUACCCCUGCCCCAGACACAAUGGAGCAAACUUCUGAAUCCAGCUAUACGCUAUCGGCAGACGAGAUUGAGUAUACACCACAGAAAAACCUCAGAUUGGUCAAAGUUCCCAUCCUGCCUCUACAGAAACGGGAAACAGCCAUAAUGAGACUGACCAAUAGGAUUAAAGCUUUGGAAACCAAUGUUUCUCUUAGCAGCAGGUUUUUGGAUGAGAUGACUCAGAAGUUUAAGAAGCAAUCGGAGGAAAUGCAGAAACUCCUGACUGCUAAAUUUGAGAAUGUAACCAAAGACCUAAAGGAGGCAGAACGCAGAGAUAGACAGCAACAGGAGCAGAUCAAUUUUCUGGAACAUCGCUUAGAUAAUCUGACAGACAUGGUGUAUAAACUCCAAGAUGAGAUGUCUCAUCUCAACAAACAGGUGAUGGACAGACAGGUUUUCUUUACAACUAUUGAGGUUUUUGUCCUGUUCUGUAUUCUCCUUGUUUGCCUGAGGCGAGGUAAGUCUUCUGUGGCAAACCUGCCCCCAGAAGUCAGGAAGCUGAUUGAAGGAAUGCCUUUAAGUAUGGAUGUCUCCAAGGUUCCAAGGCGAAAUUCCUACUCUGAGGGAGCCAGGAAACAAAACAAAUUACUGAUGUCUGAUGGACAGCUGCAGAAGCACAACAGUGACCCCUCGCUGGCUCAACCAGUCUCGGUUUCCAGGUCUACAAGUUCAACAAGCCAUGGAUCUGUAGAUCAGCAAAGAGAUUUUCAGAGAAGAAAAAAGAAGAAAAGAAACAGAGUACAAGUUUCGAAAUCAACAGAAAUCCACAACCUCCCAGAAGAUUUGAAAAACAUUAGUGCAGACAGCCAUAGUGAGGCUGGGUUGUUAUUUACCAGUGAUAUACCCAAAGAAUUGACAUCAAGUUCCAAGCCAGAGCGGAAUUCUGGGGGACUUUUGUCAUAUUUUUGGAAAGAUAAAGAGUCAGUGAACAAUUUGGCACAGAAAAAGACUAGUUGCCCAAAUUCUUUCCCAGAGUCGAACAAAGGUCAACAGUCCAGUAAGACAGUUCCUUUAAAUGGUCAAAAAUUGAUCAAGAAAUCCUCAUCUACUGAGUGCACUUCCUCCAACAAAGCAAGUCAGAAUGGACAUGUGUACGUUUAUCCUGUUAUUGAAACUUUAUUGCCUUCAAUGUCUUGUUCAAAACCUGUCAGUGGUCAGUUUAGCGGCCGACCUCCAGACAAGAACAAUGCUGGACAUCCCAAAAAGAAAUCACAUAAACGGGCGUCCAGUAUCGACCUUUCGACUGUGCAGAGGAGAUAAAUUUUCUCAGUUUGGUGAUGGCUUUAUUUUUACAAGUUGUGGGCAUUAACUUAGUUUAAUUUAUUUUCUCCAUCUGGUUCAACAAAUCAAUUUUUUUUACCAUGUACAGUAAAACUCAGUUACAGCAAAAACACAUAUGAUGAUUUCAUGCAUAAAGCCAAAAGAUUUUUUUUCCUGUCAUCUCAAAACAUAAAUUUAACAGAAUGAAUUACAUCAAUAAUGAUUCAAAAUUGUUUCCUGGCACUUUGCUCUAAGCAUGUUUCACUAUGUACAUGUACAUGUAUGUAAAACAUACUUCUCAAGGUAGGGUCUACCUUCAAUUUGGUACAUACAUGUAUAUAGUAUUGAAAAAUGAAAAACAUAAUGAAAAUUAUGAUUUUUCCAGGUGUAGUUAUAACACCUGUAUUUUUGUUUUUCUUCAUUGAUCAAAUAAUGGUGCUGAUUUUGCAGACAUUAGCUUUAAUUUGUAUAUGAUUAUCGUGGCAAUGAUCUUUUUAUGUCUGUAAAAAGUCAGGCAUGAGUUAAUUUUCAUUGUUUUAAUUGCUGUUGCAAUACAUAUAAAGGAUUACUUCUUGAAAAUCAGAAUUAAUACAGUGUUGUCUAUAUGUUAAGUUAUUAAUUAAAUAUUAAUUACUAAAUGAACUUUGUCCAAUACCGGUGAGGGUUAUAAAUUUUAUUUGCAGUUUUGGAUAUUGAUUCAUCGCUGUUCACUCACACAUGAUUGAUAAAUUUAAUUAUCUUUUAUGAAUUUAAAUUUAAUUUAUGAAUAGCAAUUUUUCAAUUUUGCUUUUAUGAAAGUGUUUUUUCUUGAGUCACAGUAACAGCUUUAUUAUACAAAUUAUUGGUAUGAUGUUUGCUUCACCACUAGUAUAUUGUCUGUGUAAUGCCAGUUGAUCAGCAGUGUCGUAAUUAACAGCCUGAGGGUGCUUCAAUUGAGCUGUUUAUGCAGGUUGUAUCAGAUGUUUGCAUAAUUUCUUUGUAUCUUGCCUACAUAAAGGGCAUUUGGCAAAUGGAAAGUGGACAUAAUUUAUUUAAUUAGAGCAUUUUUCUAAGAGUAUAGUUAUCAUGACCUGAACAUAUUCAUGAUAAUCCAACAGAGAAAUGAGAUGCAAGUUGUUGCACUCAUUUGAUGUACAGGUUCAUAUAUGUACUGAAAUAUUUUAUAGAUUUUAAUUUUUCUUUUAAUUAUUGCUUGAAAUUUUUGUCAUCUAAAGCUUAUCAUAAAAGCAUACAUCAUACUUGAUACCCUUUCUUGUAAAUCUCCCCUCCCCUUAAGAUUUAUGUUAAACAUGAAUCUUUGUGGGAGGGGGCACAAGUAAGGAUAUUAACUAAAGUUUAAAGCUAUGUUGUGUCUUCAUCGUGCAUUAAGCCCAGCAUAAUUAAUUCAAAUCUCCUUUGCACAUAUGUCCACUUUUCCUUUGCACAAUUUUUUUUUUAAUUGCAAGUUUCCUUCUAUUAUGUAAACAUAAUUUUCAGAUUCAAGUUAAUUCACUGCCUUCAUUUAAAAUAUUUCCUUAAAUAUUCUAGUCCCUAAUCAUUAAUUGUGCUGUUAUUUGGCACAUGCAGUGCUGCUUUUAUUUGUCAGGUUGAACAUUUUUUGUGUUUUACAAUAUAGUGCUAAAGUUUCACACGUAAGUGCUCCUGCACUCCUAAAGAUAGGUAACAAACUAAGGAAAGCUGUUGAUAGUUUAAUGAAUUAUUUUCAGUAUUGUAUGAUUUAAUAGAAAUGCUUUAAAAAAUUGUAUAUCAACAAGAACUUAUCCUUAUAUGUCAAUUGCACAUUUUUCUACAUAUUAGUUAAAGUAAAUGGCCAAAGUUUUGAAAAUAAAUUACAGUGUCAUUGUUAAAUCUUGAUAUUAUUGUGAUCCCUUCUAAUGUUGCAUUUUUGUAUUAACAUUCCAUGAAUGUAGUGCAUGUAAUAAUUACAUUGUAUAUUUACAAUGUACAGUACAUGUAUGUACCUGUCCGAUGUAUAGAAAAGCUGUAUAUUUUCUCUAUUUUUAGCAUAACUUUGAAAAAAAAUGCAAACACCAUUACCCUGAGAUUAAUCCAAAAGAAUCUCCUUUCUCUGUGAUGAAAGACAGGAUGUAACUUUUGGUCGUUUAUGCUGAGAAAAAAAUUACUUGGUUGUGUUAUGAUUAUAGCUUGCAGUAGUAAAAAAAAGCUGUUUUGUAAAUCCAUGACAUUUGUUGAUUCAGAGUUUAGUAAUUUUCUGUUGAACAGUCAUUUUCUUGGUUUGACAAUUUGGUGCUAAUGUCCAAGUCCACGUGUGUCAAAUUUAAGUCAAUGCCGUUAAAUUGUUAUAUCUAUUUAAUGUUAAAUAAAAAUUUCUGAAGAACUA
Molecule: messenger RNA, 6398 nt
Organism: Saccostrea echinata
Lineage: Eukaryota; Metazoa; Mollusca; Bivalvia; Ostreida; Ostreidae
Product: SUN domain-containing ossification factor-like
Exons: 22
Coding region: 92-4057 (1321 amino acids)
Biological process (GO): protein folding in endoplasmic reticulum
Cellular component (GO): membrane; cytoplasm
Source: RefSeq, a predicted model, not a curated record